CCACGAUUUCAAGAUGUACGCAGGCUGGAACCUGGUGCUUACGCUCAUUAUAAGUCUACUCUGCCGUCAAAUUGAUGCAUUCUGGCCAUUCUCAUCCGUGGUUUCUGCGGAAUCGGGUGACGCGGACACUGUUUAUGCAGACCCAACAGCGAAGAGAAUUGCAAUUAUUGGAGCUGGAGCAGCUGGCUCAUCUACAGCAUACUACUUGCAACAAUAUGCCAAUAAAUCAGGCAUCCCAAUCAACAUCACCAUUCUUGAACGCAACUCCUAUAUAGGAGGACGUUCAACCACAAUCAACGCCUAUGGCAACCCCUUGGAACCAGUCGAGCUCGGAGCCAGCAUCUUCGUCGAAGUCAAUACUAUCCUUAAGAACUCAAGUGAAGCUUUUGGUCUUAGACCUCGCGAGCAGACAGAAGGCGAUGAAAAAGAGCUUCUUGGUAUUUGGAAUGGCAAGGAAUUUGUAUUCCAACAGCAGGAUAGUGGAUGGUACUACUGGGACAUUGCUAAGCUCCUUUGGAAAUAUGGACUUGCCCCUAUUCGUACCCAACGUCUGAUGCAAAGUACUGUUGGAAAGUUCCGGAAGCUCUAUGAGUUCCCAUUUUUCCCGUUCAGAUCUCUCUCGGACCGCGUCUUCGACUUGGGACUCACAGAAGUCACGGCUUUGACAGGCGAACAGCUCUUGAAGGACAACAAUAUUGGACCCCCAUUCACCACAGACAUCAUUCAAGCUAGUACUCGAGUGAACUAUGGUCAAAACCUCAAUGUCAUCCAUGGCCUCGAAACCAUGGUAUGCAUGGCCAUCGACGGCGCAAUGCAGAUUGAAGGUGGAAAUUGGCAAAUUUUCGCCGGCAUGAUCAAUUCCUCUCAAGCUCUCACUCUCCUCAACACGACUGUGACUUCUGUCGCUAAGAAAUCCGGUAAAUACAACAUCAAGACCACUACUCCAUCACUCACCUCUUCCGAGAUCCACACCAACAGUGAAUCAUUCGACACUGUUGUUCUUGCUGGUCCUCUCCAAUACUCCAACAUCUCGAUCGGAAAGGACCUUCUUAAACGUGUCCCCGACUCUAUUCCAUACGUUACUCUCCACGUAACACUCUUCACUUCACCCCACACCAUCAGCGGCUCAUUCUUCAACCUCACUCCAGGCACUCCCGUGCCCUCCACAAUCCUCACCACCCUUCCAGUUGAUGAAGUUCCACCAAACGCCUCCCACGGCGUUGGUUCCGCCGGCUUCUGGUCCAUUUCAACCCUCCGCCAAGUAAUCAAUCCCAACACACUCGAGAAGGAAAAUCUCUACAAGAUAUUCUCUCCCGCCCCAGUCACUCCCGACUUCCUAAGCUCCCUGCUUAAUACUUCCAUCUCCUCUGACUUUGCUUUGUCUGACGAUCUAACGUGGUUCUACCCUCACGUCUGGCAAAGCUAUCCAUACGAGUAUCCACGAGUCACCUUCGAGGACCCGGAACUAGCGAGGGGAUUCUAUUAUACCAGUGGAAUGGAAAGCUUCAUUAGUACGAUGGAGACAAAUGCGUUGAUGGGCAUGAAUGUUGCGAGGCUGGUGGUUGAUGAUUAUUUGCAGUUGGCCGAGGAUAAGGGCGCUGUUGGAGAAGAAAAGCAGAAGAUUGUUGGUGGGGACAAGGGACAUCUUGAAGAGUUGUGAGCUUCAAGACUGUGUGAAGAUAGGGAAUUUGUAUGCUAAAGGGAAAAUGGUACGCUAUCUGUGGGCGUCUUUGUAGCAAAUUUCAGGAAGCGUAGCGCUGUGAAUGGAUGAAUUGGUCGGUUCUUUAUGUUGGGUUAAAAGAUUCGAAUUAAGAAUGUGGGAACAGAGCUGCCUCUUAUUCCUAGAAUAUCGUGUCUUCAAUGUCUGUUUCCGUACCUAAAGUUCACUGAUUCUUCUGUUCGCCUCAUUGUACGACACACUUUUGGAAGUUAUAGUGACUGGAGCAUCUGAUUUUGGUUCAACUUAGCUAGGUAAGUAGACG
Mollisia scopiformis is the source of this 1982-nucleotide messenger RNA. RefSeq names its product Prenylcysteine oxidase. Lineage: Eukaryota; Fungi; Ascomycota; Leotiomycetes; Helotiales; Mollisiaceae. The transcript has 3 exons. Gene Ontology annotation, molecular function: prenylcysteine oxidase activity. The coding region runs from base 14 to 1660 and encodes 548 amino acids. The record is from RefSeq and is a predicted model, not a curated record. Gene Ontology annotation, biological process: prenylcysteine catabolic process; prenylated protein catabolic process.